This is a messenger RNA of Triticum turgidum subsp. durum (durum wheat), 762 nucleotides long. Lineage: Eukaryota; Viridiplantae; Streptophyta; Magnoliopsida; Poales; Poaceae. The record is from the annotation of a GenBank genome assembly.
AUGGAGAAUAUGCUCUCCUCAGCCCCGCUGCCAUCGUCCCUCCCGGACCGCUUCAUCUUGCUGCCUGACCAGCGCCCACCGGCAUCAUCCGUUGCCGUAUCGCUGCCCGUUAUCGACCUCAGCCGCGGCCGCGACGAGGUUCGCCGCGCCGUCCUGGACGCCGGCAGGGAGCUCGGCUUCUUCCAGGUGAUCAACCACGGCGUCUCCGAGCAGACGAUGCGGGAGAUGGAGGAAGUGUGCGAGGAGUUCUUCCGGCUGCCGGCGGCGGACAAAACGGCCUUGUACUCCGAGGACAGGUUCAAGCGCAACCGGCUCUUCUCCGGUACCAUCUACGGCGAUCGUUACUGGCGGGACUGCCUCCGCCUUGCCUGUGCCUUUCCCGUCGGCGACACAAAGAACGACUGGCCCGACAAGCCCCAGAGUCUCCGGGAGGUUAUCGAGAAGUUCAUCAUGCCGACGAGAGGCGUCGCUAUGGAGCUGCUGCGGCUGCUAAGCGAGGGCAUGGGGCUCCGGCCUGACUACUUCGAAGGGGACCUCAGCGGAGGCGAUGUGGUCAUCCACGUCAACCACUAUCCGCCAUGCCCGGACCCGAGCCUGACGCUCGGCCUGCCGCCGCACUGCGAUCGGAACCUCAUCACCCUCCUGCUACCGGGCACAGUCAACGGCCUACAGGUGGUCUACAAGGGCGAAUGGAUCAACGUAGACCCCGUACCCAACUCCUUCAUUGUCAACUUCGGCCGCCAACUGGAGGUAGCUAGCUAG